AUGAGCGACUCCAACACCUGCGACAAAUGCGGCGCAAAGCGCCGAGACGAAAGCAAAGAUUUGCAAAACUUCGUCACAAAGACAGUCAUCGGCUUCAUAACCAUGACCGCCUGCUUCGUGCUGCUGAAGCUCUUCUUCCCGGGCGUCCUUGCCCAGCCCGUGAGCGAUCAGUCCACCGACAUUGCCCUACUCGCAAUGGGCACCUACACCGACAACGUGACCGGCGAGACCUUCACGCUCUACACGCUCGACGCAUCGGUGAGCGAAGACGACGCUCUGCAGAGCUACUACGGUGGCUUCGCCAACGAGCCCAGCCUGUCCGCCAGAAACUGGUACGACUGCAACUACCCCGGCGGCGGCAUUAGACUUAUGUGCUGCGGGGCGGCGCAUGGAAUUGGCGGCUUCGUCUCUGCGGUUACUUCUAGCUCGGCUGCGGGAUACAUCGUUGCGCUGCUCAAAGAGGUCGAUACCAGCAAGCGACUCGAUCAGAAGCCUCGGUCUGCGUGUAUCACGCGGGACGGUGAUAAUCUUUGUGUGUCGUGGGCGACUUAUGCGACCAGCACGAUGACCAGCGCCGAGGAGACGACGAUUUCGGUCUUCGCGAGAGAGUGUGGAGUGAAAGGCUAUAGCUCCGAGUUCAAGGCUGUUCUUGCGAAUGGCGAUCUCUUGUAUGUUUGUGUUAGUAACAGGGCCAAGGGGUGUAGCACUAGCCUGUAA
Messenger RNA from Penicillium verhagenii, 717 nucleotides. RefSeq lists its product as uncharacterized. The coding region runs from base 1 to 717 and encodes 238 amino acids. Lineage: Eukaryota; Fungi; Ascomycota; Eurotiomycetes; Eurotiales; Aspergillaceae. The transcript has a single exon. The record is from RefSeq and is a predicted model, not a curated record.